Molecule: messenger RNA, 1794 nt
Organism: Suillus clintonianus
Lineage: Eukaryota; Fungi; Basidiomycota; Agaricomycetes; Boletales; Suillaceae
Product: PXA domain-containing protein
Exons: 3
Coding region: 27-1670 (547 amino acids)
Cellular component (GO): intracellular membrane-bounded organelle
Molecular function (GO): phosphatidylinositol binding
Source: RefSeq, a predicted model, not a curated record
CGGUUGCGCACUGGUUGCAUCAAUAUAUGGCGGGCAUCAUCCGUCCUCGCUCAACGCAUUCUAACAGUAUCACGUCCAACCCUACAAAGCAGCAGGGGCAGCAGCAGCAGCCAGCAACACUUGCAAAGCGUCUGCUCUUUCCGCACUUACCACCAGGCUCAGACUUACCGCCGUUGUUUGUUUCACCAACAUGUUUACCCGAACUCAACGCCGAGGCCUAUGAUUUUCUUGCCCUUGCUUUGCGCGCCUUCGUCAAUACUUGGUGGACCAAGAUUACUCGUUAUGACAAGGAAUUCCUUCCCGAAAUCACGAUUGUCCUCAUGACCGUCCUUCGGACUUUCGAAACACGCAUGAUAUCCACUGACUUCUCCUUAUUCACAUUUUCAGUCGCCCCCGCUCUAAUAACGCAACACUAUCGCGACUACCGUCACGCUGCUUCCAAAGUGUCUACCUCGUAUGCAAUGGGCGGUGCUGUACCCCUUCCACACCUCUUUCACCAGCUGCAGCCUCACGUAGCAAUUUCUCCCGAGGGUAAAAUUGACGAGGAAUACUUUCGCCAGGCUUUCGACCAUGUACUUAAAUUAUGUCUCCCUCCUCAGGAUUAUGCUCCAGAGGUUGAGCGAUACAUCGUGCGUGAAAUCAUCCUCAAGGUACUAGUGAAGGAUGUUAUCCCGCGAGUCACCCAACCUUGGUUUAUUCAGCGAACAAUUUUGGACUUGCUCGGGCCAUCACUUGAUGCAGAGUCUGACAAGCCUCCAAGCGUAUCACCACCGUCACAUAAUCAUCACGCUCAUUUCUCUUUUCAUUCCAUCCUUGUAUUCUUCCUCUCCGCUGUACAAUCCAUCUCUGGAAUAGGCCUAGCCCUGAUUCAAACAUAUAAGCAGACGCUUAGUACCAUCAAACUUGUUAAUCAUUCCACGCCCCCAACAGUUAAUCAACGGCGAGCAAGUGAACCAUUGAGGACAGCUCGCCAAGCUCCUAUAUCGCCCACGAGGAGUGCAAGAUCGGUCUCACCACCUUUAUCAUCAUAUGCCUCGGCUGCAUCGUCUACUCCAUCCCUGCAUGCAGAUAUUCCUCCACCCAACCCUCAGCGUUUAUUCAGUCACUAUGCUCGACAGCCUCUCACAAUGAUAUCCGAGCUGUUUACAAUGCACGAGCGCUUUGCUACAAGUACAGUAAUGCAUACGUUGUGUAUGAUCUGUGCAGCCACGACUCCGUUCAUGGACCGACUCCUCACCCACUUACUCUACACUCGAAUCCUGUGCGCGUCCUCUAUACUAUUUGUACUACGACUAUCCAAGCGUACCUUAUUCCCAAAUGGAUACCCAGGCCCACCUCCAAUCGAUCCCACCCCAGAAGAACAAAUUAUUAUUCGCCAACAGCUACUUCGACGAUUGCGCGAACAGGUGCCAGCGUUUCUGGUUCCCGUCCUUCUUGGAUCAUCGCCAGAACGCACUAUCGAGGACAUUAUCAGUCCCCUCGACGACGCUGCGUGUAAUAUGCACCUGGCAAUAUUACUCGUGGACGCGUUAUUAUUGUCCAUUUUCCCAGAGAUGGGCGUGGAAGGGAGUGCCGAGAAUGCUGACAUGGAUAUACGAGAGAGGUUAGAUGACGACGGAAAGGACUGGACGCCAGAGAUAAGUCGAACUACGUCGGCGAUGACUGCAUGAGAAUGUCAUGAUUAUUCUGGAUUUUCUGCGAUUUUCCUGGGUUUCCGACUCGGAACCGUGAAGAAAUAUCCUCUGUUUGUCUGUAUUUAUUGACGUCACACGGUACGGUAUAUAUCAUCAAGCA